Paramecium pentaurelia is the source of this 586-nucleotide messenger RNA. NCBI's taxonomy places the organism in Eukaryota, Ciliophora, Oligohymenophorea, Peniculida, Parameciidae. The record is from the annotation of a GenBank genome assembly.
AUGUAUUUUUAUUAAUAUUUAUUUCAUAAUGUAUUGAUUUUUCAAACUCUUUAAACAGGCUUGAUUUAUGUGAAUUAGAACUCAAUCGAAUUUGGUUAUGGCGUAUUGAUCAUCCAUUUAAAUUAGAUACCUAACAAGCAAAGUUUUUUCCUAUAAUAGUGUCAUAUAUCAUAAUUUUUUAUUCUGUUUUGUAUGAUUUUGGUGUUUGAGAUGAUGAGGUUGAUAUUUUUAAUCCUUUAAUUUUGGAAUAUUGGUUUUGAUGUUUCCUUGAGUAGAGAUAGGUAAUAAUUCUCUGAGGAAAAAGUGAAAGUUGAAAUUUCGGAAAAUUACUUCUAACUUUUGCUAUAAGAAUUUCAUCGUUGAUUUUAGUAUUUCGUUUUCUUUAUUAGAAGGAAUUACGACAGCUCACCUAAUUUUUAUUCAUAUAAAUGUUUAUUUGUUCAAUAUGUAACAAAGAAACUUUCAUUUGAAUAUAUAAAUUAAUUCAUAAGAUAAAGCUUUCCUUUAUGGAAAUAUUUAGAGGUCGAUUGUAACAGUUCAUAUUAUCAUCUCGCCCAACAUGAAUAUCAUAUCCAAAAAUAAUUGA